Molecule: messenger RNA, 564 nt
Organism: Cokeromyces recurvatus
Lineage: Eukaryota; Fungi; Mucoromycota; Mucoromycetes; Mucorales; Mucoraceae
Product: bola-like protein-domain-containing protein
Exons: 4
Coding region: 65-454 (129 amino acids)
Source: RefSeq, a predicted model, not a curated record
AUUUAUUAUCCGAGACCUGGUUUAAUCGCCAGUAAUUUAUUAUUACUAUUGUUGUUUAUUUAUCAUGUCUUUCUUGUCUUCUCGUUUAUUAUUAACUCCUUCAAUUCGCUUCUAUUCUUCUACUAGUUCACUUUUUCUUAAGGAAUUUAUGACUUCACAAGAUAAAGGUCCCAUUCAACUUUCAAUCGAAAGCAAAAUUUCAGAAGCUUUGAAUCCUACUAUUUUAGAAACUAUUAAUGAGUCACAGUUGCAUGCCCAUCAUGAACCUAUGAGGGGUAAUACCAACAAAGAAACCCAUUUCAGUGUCACAGUCGUUUCUGAUGCAUUCAAAGGAAAGACUUUAAUGCAACGCCACCGCUUAAUUUAUGGAUUGUUGGAUGAUGAACUUCAAAAUAAAGGCGUACAUGCUUUAACACUCAAGACAAAAACACAAGAAGAAAUAGAUAGAGAAUAAUAAUAAACCAUUUAUUCUAUAAUUUAACAGUAAUGUCUUGUUGUUUUUUACAUUGUUCAAUGGCAGACGCCAUUUUUUCAGAUCCACUAUUUAAAUAGAAUACAUAAUCG